AUGGAAAACUAUUCCAUGACCUCGGUCAAAAGAAGACGCGAUUUUAAAGACGUUUUAGGUGAUCUUGCCAUACCAAUGUUGGCAGGAUUGCGUUUGCCUCAUAUACUUGAUAACAAUAACAUUUGGUACUACGUCAUGGUGCUACUAUCAACUUGCAUUUUGGGGCAACUGAUUGUGAAUAUUAGCAUUGGGCAUGGUAAACUAAGCAACUAUGGAAACUUUUUGCGUUUAUACAAUGUGUACGACCAAAGAUUGGGUAACAUGGACUGUUUAGGAGAGUUUCUAUGGCUUUUCAAUUAUUACAUGGCGCUCAGUAUCAGUAUAGACUUGGUACCAGGACCAAAGCUUAUUGCUGUAACAUUCUAUCAAGUUCACCCUCUCUGA
Molecule: messenger RNA, 384 nt
Organism: Mucor mucedo
Lineage: Eukaryota; Fungi; Mucoromycota; Mucoromycetes; Mucorales; Mucoraceae
Exons: 5
Coding region: 1-384 (127 amino acids)
Source: RefSeq, a predicted model, not a curated record